GUUCUUUCGAGAUGGUGGAUGAAGAAGCCUCCGCCGUGGUCGUCGACAAUGGGUCUGGUAUGUGUAAAAGCGGCUUCGCUGGCGACGAUGCACCUCGAGCCGUCUUCCCUUCCAUUGUCGGUCGUCCAAGACACAAGGGUGUGAUGGUAGGCAUGGGGCAGAAGGACUAUUACGUCGGUGAGGAGGCCCAGCACAAGCGGGGUAUUUUGAGCCUCCGUUACCCCAUCGAGCACGGUAUCGUCACCAACUGGGAUGAUAUGGAAAAGAUCUGGCAUCAUACCUUCUACAGUGAGCUCCGUGUCGCCCCCGAAGAACAUCCGCUCCUCCUAACCGAGGCUCCGAUGAACCCCAAGAUGAACAGGGAAAAGAUGACACAGAUCAUGUUCGAAACAUUCACUUGUCCCGCGUUCUAUGUGGCCAUCCAAGCCGUUCUAUCUCUAUACGCCUCCGGGCGAACCACUGGUUUGGUGUUGGACUCGGGAGAUGGGGUGACCCAUACAGUGCCCAUCUACGAGGGAUACGCCCUCCCCCAUGCGAUCAAGCGAAUCGACCUAGCCGGUCGGGACCUUACUGACUACCUAAUCACACUGCUGACAGAGAGGGGGUACUCUUUUACGACAACAGCCGAGCGGGAGAUCGUCCGCGAUAUCAAGGAGAAGCUCUGCUACAUCGCCCUCGACCUCGAGCAGGAGAUGAACCUCAGCAGCUCGUCUUCGAGCCUCGAUAAGACAUACGAGCUACCUGAUGGCCAGGUUAUUACCAUUGCAAACGAACGAUUCCGAUGUCCAGAAGCUCUUUUCAAGCCCUCCCUCAUUGGUUUAGAGACGACAGGUGUUCAGGACACUGCUUACAGUGGCAUCUUGCAAUGUGAUGUCGACAUCCGCAAAGAUCUCUACUCCAACAUCGUCCUCUCUGGCGGCACCACCAUGUUUCCUGGCAUAGCAGAGCGGAUGCAACGAGAACUGGUGAGUCUGGCGCCCUCAACGAUGAAGAUCAAGGUGGUUGCGCCACCAGAGAGGCGAUACUCAGUGUGGAUCGGCGGUUCGAUUCUCUCCUCUCUCUCCACCUUCCAGCACAUGUGGAUCAGUCGGGCCGAGUACAACGAGGUCGGACCUGCCAUCGUACAUCGCAAGUGCUUUUGAGGAAUGUUCUUAAAGUUUACUUCUACCUUCUUGUAUGAAGCGCCAAUACAUCUCAACCAAUGCAGCAGGGAUUGUCAACGGUGGUAGACCUAAAAUGGCACCAAACAUGACCAAGAUGCAAGCCCUGUUUAUAGUGUGGAUAGUGGUAGUGUAGUGUAGAUGGUGUUAGAUUAUAGUAACAUAGUAGUA
Molecule: messenger RNA, 1331 nt
Organism: Lytechinus pictus (painted urchin)
Lineage: Eukaryota; Metazoa; Echinodermata; Echinoidea; Temnopleuroida; Toxopneustidae
Product: actin, cytoplasmic-like
Exons: 5
Coding region: 12-1142 (376 amino acids)
Source: RefSeq, a predicted model, not a curated record